AACAAAAAGUGAAACGUUCCGAAAUAUUGUAUAUUUCAGCAUGUUCAAAAACACGAUAGCGUUUUGCGCCUUGUUCGCUGUAAUAAGUGUUUGUGUCUCCGAGGAUGAGACACGUGCUCGCCUGCUGGUCUCUAAGCAGAUCCUUAACAAAUAUCUCGUCGAGAAGAGCGAUUUGUUAGUGCGCUAUACAAUUUUUAAUGUAGGCAAUGGGGCGGCUACAAAUGUGCAGCUAGUGGACAACGGCUUCCAUCCCGAUGCCUUUGAGGUGGUCGGGGGCCAGCCAUCAGCUACUGUGGAACGUAUCGCACCGCAAACAAAUUUUACUCAUGUCCUGGUAGUGCGGCCCAAGGCUUUUGGCUAUUUCAACUUCACAGCAGCCGAGGUUUCCUACAAGCCCAUCGAGGAGGCUGAGAUGCUCCAAUUGGCCAUUAGCUCAGAACCUGGAGAGGGUGGUAUUGUAAAUCUGAAUGAGUACAACAAACGUUUCUCUUCCCAUUUCUUCGAUUGGGUGGCCUUUGCCAUUAUGACGCUGCCUUCUUUGGCCAUUCCACUCAUCUUGUGGCACUCUUCCAGAACUAAAUAUGAGCGCCAUGGAAAGAACAAAAAGCAUUAAGCACCAACCAACAAGAGAUUGCUAAAGUUCCAUACAAUAUCGCCGUUUUAAUUAAAAAUCGUUUCAUACCUCGUACAUUCAACCACACACCCAUAGAUUAUUUUAAAAAUUGUAAAGCGUUAAAUCGUUUUAGAUUUGAUACGAAAUGAGAAUUCAAGAAAUCCACUGAAAGUUUAAACU
Messenger RNA from Drosophila arizonae, 793 nucleotides. It is a transcript of the gene SsRbeta, whose product is annotated as signal sequence receptor beta. The record is from RefSeq and is a predicted model, not a curated record. Lineage: Eukaryota; Metazoa; Arthropoda; Insecta; Diptera; Drosophilidae. Gene Ontology annotation, cellular component: membrane; endoplasmic reticulum.